AUAACAUAUUUAUGUGGGUGAAGACUAUAUACUUAGAAAGAUGAGUUUAUAUGCGGCGUUUCGCUCUCAAGUUCAAUUCGCGUGGCUGGAAGCUAUAAGGAGGGGGGUUUGUUGCUCCUCCGAGACGAGGGCCGCCGGCAUCGAAGAUUCGAAGUGCUAUCGUGCGAGCGAUUUCGACAUGGGCGAUCCGGGAAUGGAGGAGGUGCUUCCCCAAGGCUGCAUCGCCCACGCCCUCUCCUUCACGUCGCCCCGCGACGCCUGCCGCGCCUCCGCCGUCUCCACCACUUUGCUAUCCGCGGCGGCUUCGGACGCCGUCUGGGACCGCUUUCUCCCCGCCGAUCUGCAGUCCGUCCUCGCCCGCGCCGAUCGCCCCGUCGACUGCUGCUCCAAGAGGGAUCUCUUCUUCCGCCUCUGCGACGAGCCGGUGCUCGUGGACGGCGGCAAGAUGACUUUCUCACUGGAUAGAUCGAGCGGAGCAAAAUGUUACAUGCUUUCAGCCAGAGCGUUGUCGAUUCAGCGGGGAGAUACAGAGCACUGCUGGCGCUGGGUUUCACAAACUGAUUCCAGGUUCUUAGAGGUUGCUGAACUAAUCAAUGUGUGCUGGUUGGAGGUCCAAGGAAAGAUCCAUAGUAAAACCCUUUCUUCAAAAACAACAUAUGCCGCCUAUCUUAUCUUCAAACUCUCCAAUCACUCUUACGGUCUGGGUCAUCCGCUUCAGGAGGCAUCGGUGAAGAUCGGAACACAGUCGUCUACUACUGCAAUUUGCUUGCAGCUCAGUGACAUGUAUGCUCAUUUGCGCGCUCGGAGACAUAGGGUGGCUCAGUUCGGGCAGGGUUUAUGUUCGAGGCAACGACUAUUGACCGUCGAAGAAACUCAAGAGGCAGAAGAGGAAGUCGAGGGAAUCGGUGGGCGUGUUCCACGGCCGAGGGAUGAUGGAUGGAUGGAAAUCGAAUUAGGGGAGUUCUAUAACUAUAGGGAAGAGGGUGAGGAUGGGGAGGUGCACAUUCAUUUGUUAGAAGUGAAAGGAGGGCAUUGGAAGAAUGGUCUAAUAAUCGAAGGGAUUCAAAUAAGGCCUAAGAGGUCUACUACUAGGACCAAAGGUUCGUCGAACUUAACCGUUUACGAUCGAUCAAGCUCUACUACUAGGCCGAGGCCGGUUGCAUUUCGACACUAAUAAUAUGUUUUAUGCAUUGCAAGUAUAACCCUAUUCAAAAUUAUAUAUUUAAAAU
Zingiber officinale is the source of this 1229-nucleotide messenger RNA. RefSeq names its product F-box protein PP2-B11-like. Bases 41 to 1174 code for a protein of 377 amino acids. The record is from RefSeq and is a predicted model, not a curated record. Gene Ontology annotation, molecular function: protein binding. The transcript is spliced from 3 exons. NCBI's taxonomy places the organism in Eukaryota, Viridiplantae, Streptophyta, Magnoliopsida, Zingiberales, Zingiberaceae.